Molecule: messenger RNA, 1239 nt
Organism: Apaloderma vittatum (bar-tailed trogon)
Lineage: Eukaryota; Metazoa; Chordata; Aves; Trogoniformes; Trogonidae
Product: solute carrier family 52, riboflavin transporter, member 3-like
Biological process (GO): riboflavin transport
Cellular component (GO): plasma membrane
Molecular function (GO): riboflavin transmembrane transporter activity
Source: RefSeq, a predicted model, not a curated record
CUGCCGGAGCAGUGGGACCUGCCCUCCUACAUCACCAUCAUCAUCCAGAUGGCCAACGUGGGGCCGUUCCUCAUCACCCUCAUGCACCACUUGCGGCCCGGCAUGCUGAAGGAGGUGGUUGUGAACUACACAGUUGUGUCCGUGGGUAUCGUGGCCUGCUUGCUCCUGGCCUUCCUGUGGGACUACACGUCCCUCGUUGCUGGGCAGCCCCACAGCACUGCCUUCCUGAUCCUCACCUUCUUCCUGGCCCUGGUGGACUGCACCUCCUCCGUCACCUUCCUGCCCUUUAUGAUGCAGCUGCAGCCCCAGUACCUGACCACCUUCUUCAUAGGCGAAGGGUUGAGCGGGCUGAUCCCUGCUUUCAUCGCCAUCGCCCAGGGCGCCGGCAUCUCCAGCUGUGUCAAUGUCACCCAGACGGUCAACAUCACCAUUGGCAACGAGACUGUGGAGAGCACCACGUCCAAAAAAAAAGACGUCAGCUUCUCCUCCCUCGUCUUCUUCCUCCUCAUGGCUCUAAUGAUGCUGACCUGCUUGCUGGCCUUCUUCUUCCUCACCAGGCAGACCAAGAUGUGGCAGCUCUCUCAGCAGCAGCUGUUUCCCAGCACCAUCAUACUGAGCUCAUUUGACCAGAUCGCUGACGAGCGAGAUGCCUCACAGAUGAGCGGGGGCUGCCCGUCCUCAACAGACUCCAAGGGGACCAGGAACAUCCUGACAGAGAAGGUCUACUCCUUAGCCCAGCUCACCUUCAUCUACGUCAUCAUCACUUGGGUGACCUCUCUGAUGAAUGGGGUCCUGCCGUCUGUGCAAUCCUACUCCUGCUUGCCCUACGGCAACACCGCCUACCACCUCACGGCCACGCUCAGCUCCGCGGCCAACCCCCUCGCCUGCAUCGUGGCCAUGGUCCUGCCCUGCAGAUCCCUGGUCCUGAUGGGCAUCCUCGCCACGCUGGGAACGGGCUUUGGUGCCUACAACAUGGCAAUGGCGGUGAUGAGUCCCUGCCCUCUCCUCCAGCAGUCCCAGUGGGGUGAUGCCACCAUCAUCCUCUCCUGGGUGCUCUUCACCGGGACGCUCUCCUACGUGAAGGUGAUGGCCGGGGUAACCAGCCACAGUGCACUGCUGUGGUACGGGGCAGUCGAGCAGCUGGGCUCCCUCCUUGGGGCCCUGGUCAUGUUCCCCCUCGUCAACAUCUACCACCUCUUCCAAUCUGCUGACUACUGCAACUUGCAGUGCCCAGUGUGA